This is a messenger RNA of Vombatus ursinus (common wombat), 1575 nucleotides long. RefSeq names its product recombination signal binding protein for immunoglobulin kappa J region like (gene RBPJL). Gene Ontology annotation, biological process: regulation of transcription by RNA polymerase II. Gene Ontology annotation, cellular component: nucleus. The record is from RefSeq and is a predicted model, not a curated record. Gene Ontology annotation, molecular function: DNA-binding transcription activator activity, RNA polymerase II-specific; RNA polymerase II cis-regulatory region sequence-specific DNA binding. Lineage: Eukaryota; Metazoa; Chordata; Mammalia; Diprotodontia; Vombatidae.
AUGGAUCCCCCGGGAGGAACGGUUCUCUAAAUUAAAAGACUUGCGAUUUCAGCAGACCCUCCGCUGGCCCCAGGGCCCCUCACUCACCUGGGCAGGCUAGAGAGCUCCGAGAAUCAGAGACAAGACGAAACGGACUUUGCGAGCCCCUUGUCCUGCUGGAACAGGUCACCCCCAGAGACAUCAGCCGUCCUUCGAGACCAGGUGAGAAGAUGUCUACAGAUGCAGUCAGAACAGACGGUGAGGAUUCUACAUGCCAAAGUGGCCCAGAAGUCCUAUGGGAGUGAGAAGAGGUUCUUCUGUCCGCCGCCCUGCAUAUAUCUCACGGGCCCAGGCUGGAGGCUGAAACCGGAACAGGGGCAAGCGAACGAGACGGGGGAGUCUGGAUGCAUGGUCGCCGGUUACAUGGGGUUGGACGGCGGUUCCGCAGAGGCGCAAAAGCUGAGCUUUGAGGAGCAGCCAGACUCUAGAGAAUUCGCCUGCGCCAAAGCUCUAUUUAUCUCGGACUCGGACAAGAGAAAGCACUUCCGGUUGGUGUUAAGGCUGGUGUUGCAAGGAGGCCAAGAGCUAGGUACCUUCCACAGUCGCCUCAUCAAGGUCAUCUCCAAGCCGUCUCAGAAGAAGCAGUCCCUGAAGAACACGGACCUAUGCAUCUCCUCUGGAUCCAAGGUGUCUCUCUUCAAUCGUCUUCGAUCUCAGACUGUCUCCACCCGGUACCUAUCUGUGGAAGGUGGUACAUUCAUCGCCAGUGCCAGGCAGUGGGCAGCCUUCACCCUGCAUCUGGCUGAUAAUCACCGUCCCCGGGGAGAAUUCCCUCUCCAAGAAGGCUAUGUUCGCUAUGGUUCUCUAGUACAGCUGGUCUGCACGGUCACAGGCAUCACCCUGCCCCCCAUGAUCAUCCGCAAAGUGGCCAAACAGUGUGCACUCCUGGAUGUAGAUGAACCAAUCUCCCAGUUGCACAAAUGUGCUUUCCAGUUCCCAGGUGGGGGAUCAGGGGGUGGUACCUACUUGUGCCUUGCCAUGGAAAAGAUUGUGCAAUUCCAGGCUUCACCCUGUCCCAAGGAAGCAAACCGGGCACUGCUGAAUGACAGCUCAUGUUGGACCAUCAUUGGCACUGAGUCAGUGGAGUUCUCCUUCAGCACCAACCUUUCCUGCCCCCAGGAGCUUGUCACCCCGGUGCCCCUCAUCAGUACCUUAGAGCUUAGUGGUGGGGGUGACGUAGCAACCUUGGAGCUGCUGGGUGAGAAUUUCCAUGCAGGACUCAAGGUGUGGUUUGGUGACGUGGAGGCUGAGACCAUGUACAGGAGUCCCCGGUCCCUGGUAUGUGUGGUACCUGAUGUGGCGGCUUUUGGUAGUGCCUGGCGGUGGCUGCGCACCCCCAUUACGGUGCCGGUGAGCCUGGUCCGUGCAGACGGGCUGUUGUACUCCAGCGCCUUCUCCUUCACCUACACCCCAGAGCAGAGUGGCCGGCCAGCCCCCUUAGGAGCCCCUGAGCCACCUCCUGAUGCAGACGCCCUCUUGGAAAGCAUCCACCAUGAGUUUACUCGAACCAAUUUCCACCUCUUCAUCCAGAGCUAG